Messenger RNA from Lolium perenne, 546 nucleotides. The record is from RefSeq and is a predicted model, not a curated record. NCBI's taxonomy places the organism in Eukaryota, Viridiplantae, Streptophyta, Magnoliopsida, Poales, Poaceae.
AUGAAGGUCCUGUACACAAACGCAGCAGCUAGUGUUGAGGAGUGGCUCACCAAUGCUGAAGCUUCCCUAGAUUCUUCCGCUAGGAAGAUUGUUGGUCUUGAUGUUGAGUAUGACAAACUCGGUGGAACCUAUUUCAAUCCGAAGAAAGCUGCUUGUGAUCCAGCUAUGUGUACACUUUUGCUUGGGUUUUGCGUCGCAGAAGACCGCACCAUUCCAUCACGUUCAAAGUACUAUGUUCAUAAUGUGAAGGAUAUCCAGGAUAUCCAGGAAAUAUGGAGAGAUCCGGACAAAAAGAAGAAACUUCAAGGCCUGAAGGAUGUUGCUGGAGCUAUUAUAGAUCCAAUCUAUUUUGAGAUGAAGGAUGGUUUUGGAAGGGCAGAGCACAGGAUGUGGGCUAAUCCGCCGCCUCUACCGCCUAAGCAUUUGGAAUAUGCUGCACGGGAUGCAUAUGCAACCUACGAGGUUUAUCGAAGGCUGGAUUUGUUUGAGAGGGCUUCUUCUCCUUAUUCAAACAUCCCGAGAAGAAGCGUGGCGAGGGAUUGGUGA